This is a messenger RNA of Benincasa hispida (wax gourd), 4920 nucleotides long. It is a transcript of the gene SEX1, whose product is annotated as Pyruvate phosphate dikinase, PEP/pyruvate binding domain-containing protein. NCBI's taxonomy places the organism in Eukaryota, Viridiplantae, Streptophyta, Magnoliopsida, Cucurbitales, Cucurbitaceae. The record is from RefSeq and is a predicted model, not a curated record. Gene Ontology annotation, molecular function: kinase activity; ATP binding. Gene Ontology annotation, biological process: phosphorylation.
AUGAAUAAAUAAAAAAAAUAUCCAACUCCCCGGCGGCCAAAUCACGGACCCUCCGCCCUCCUCCCAGUCCGGCGCAUCGUAAUCCCACUCCCAAACAGAACGUGAAGAGGAUCCAAUUGCGUCGCUAUUGGCUUACGUGGCCCUCUCAAAUCGUUCCACGUGUUUAAUUAAGUGAUAAAACGCCGCGCAAUUACGUUACUUCUCCGACUUUCAACGAUCCAGUUUUGAAGCCCGCGCAGGACGGGAAGCUCAGUUCAUAGCUCAUUACAUACCCAGAAUCCGAUUGAUUAAUAUCAAUAUUUUCUUAGCUCGAUAUUGAGAGGAAGUGCAUCAGCGAAUAUGAGUAAUUCCAUUAGUCAGAAUAUACUCCACCAAAGAUUGCUUCGUCCUUCAGUUUUUGAUAACCAAUGUAAAUUCAAUCCUUCCGGGACCCAUAAGAGUACUUUGUUUCAAGCUGCAUUAGCCAAUCAAGUUCCAGCACAGCAUUGGAAAUCUCCUAUAUCAACAAAGUUCUUAGGGAACGGUCUAAACGUUAAAAAACCAAGGAUGGCCAUUGGAACAGGUCGAUGCAGCUUUCCUGUUAACCCACAUGCUGUAUUAGCCACGGAUCCCACUUCCGAGCUUGCUGGAAAGUUCAAACUGGAUGAGAAUAUUGAACUGCAGGUUGAUGUUAGUGCCCCUACUUCAGGUUCCAUUAGACGUGUAAAUAUCCUGGUCACAAACAUUGGUGGCUCUCUUCUUCUUCAUUGGGGUGCAAUACAUGAUAGAAAAGAGAAAUGGGCGCUUCCAUCACAUUGCCCAGAUGGAACUCAAGUAUAUAAGAACAGAGCUCUUAGAACUCCUUUUCUGAAAUCUGGUUCCAAUUCUACCCUAACAAUUGAGGUUGAUGACCCUGCAAUAGAAGCAAUAGAGUUUCUUUUACUUGAUGAAGCUCAUAAUAAAUGGUACAAGAACAAUGACAAAAACUUUCAUAUUACGUUACCCGUGAAAGAAAAGUUAAUUUCAGAUGUUUCAGUUCCCGAAGAACUUGUACAAAUUCAAGCAUAUUUGAGAUGGGAAAGAAAGGGAAGACAGAUGUAUACUCCACAACAGGAGCAGGAGGAGUAUGAAGCAGCCCGAGCUGAGUUAUUGCAGGAAUUAACCAGGGGUGCUACCCUACAAGAUCUCAGAGCUAGACUGACCAAAAAAAAUGAUGGCAGUGAAACAGUGGAGCUAUCCACUCCCAAAGACAAGACAAUUCCUGACGAACUUGUUCAAAUUCAAGCUUUUAUACGUUGGGAGAAAGCAGGGAAACCCAAUUACUCUGCUGAGCAGCAACUUAGGGAAUUUGAAGAAGCAAAGAAAGAGUUGCUAUCAGAACUAACUAAAGGUGCUACUAUUGAUGAGAUUCGGAAGAAGAUUACCAAAGGAGAAAUUAAAACUAAAGUAGCAAAGCAGUUGCAGGAUAAAAAAUACUUUAGGGUAGAUAAAAUUCAGCGCAAAAAGAGGGACUUGGUGCAACUUGUAAAUAGAUAUGCUUCUCAACCUAUAGAGGAAACAUAUACAGCCAAACCAAAAGCCUUGACAGAAGUUGAGAAAUUUGCAAAGAUAAAGGAGGAACAGGAUGGUGGUGAUGUUAUAAACAAAAUCAUCUACAAGCUUGGUGAUAAGGAUCUUCUGGUGCUUGUAACAAAAAAUGCUAGCAAGACAAAGAUUUAUUUGGCUACAGAUUUACAGGAGCCUGUUACUCUUCACUGGGGUUUGUCUAGAACAAAUGUGGGCGAGUGGCUGACUCCACCUCCUGAUGUACUUCCACGGGGUUCAAUACCAUUGAGCCAGGCAGCUGAAACACAAUUCAUAUUCAACGCUGAUGGUUCCACUCUAAAGGUCCAAUAUCUAGAAAUCUUAAUCGAAGAGGAAGGUUUUGUGGGAAUGCCAUUUGUUCUUCAGUCUUCUGGAAAUUGGAUCAAGAACAAAGGCUCGUCAGAUUUUUAUGUCGCCUUUGCCAUCCAACCAAAGAAAGUGCGAAAGGAUACCGAGGGUGGCAAAGGUACUGCAAAGUCAUUGUUGGAUAAUAUUGCAGAACUGGAGAGUGAAGCACAAAAGUCCUUCAUGCAUCGAUUUAACAUUGCAGCUGACUUGAUGGAUCAAGCUAAAGAUGCUGGUGAAUUGGGACUUGCAGGGAUCUUGGUGUGGAUGAGAUUUAUGGCAACAAGGCAGCUUAUAUGGAAUAAAAAUUAUAAUGUGAAACCACGUGAAAUCAGUAAAGCACAAGACAGACUCACAGAUUUGUUAGAGGGUAUUUAUGCAAGCCAUCCACAAUAUAGGGAGCUUUUACGAAUGAUUAUGUCUACAGUUGGAAGGGGUGGUGAAGGAGAUGUUGGACAGAGAAUUCGGGAUGAAAUUUUAGUCAUUCAGAGGAACAAUGAUUGCAAAGGAGGAAUGAUGGAAGAAUGGCAUCAGAAAUUGCACAAUAAUACUAGCCCUGAUGAUGUAGUUAUCUGUCAGGCAUUAAUCGAUUACAUUAAUAGUGACUUUGAUAUUGACGUUUACUGGAAAACUUUGAAUGAUAAUGGAAUCACAAAAGAACGACUUCUAAGCUAUGAUCGUGCAAUCCAUUCUGAGCCAAAUUUUAGGGGAGACCAGAAGGAUGGUCUUUUGCGGGAUCUAGGAAACUACAUGAGAACACUGAAGGCAGUUCAUUCAGGUGCAGAUCUAGAAUCUGCAAUUCAAAACUGCUUAGGCUACAGAUCUGAGGGUCAAGGCUUCAUGGUUGGGGUGCAGAUAAAUCCUAUUUCUGGUUUACCGUCUGGAUUACCGGAUUUGCUGCAAUUUGUUUUAGAACAUAUUGAAAUCAAGAAUGUUGAACCACUUCUUGAGGGCUUGCUUGAAGCUCGGCAAGAGCUAUGUCCUUUGCUUCUUAAACCUCGAGACCGUCUGAGGGAUCUCUUAUUUUUGGAUAUUGCCCUUGAUUCUGCUGUUAGGACUGCUGUUGAGAGGGGAUAUGAGGAACUAAAUACUGCAGGACCGGAGAAAAUUAUGUACUUCAUCACUCUCAUUCUGGAAAAUCUUGCACUGUCAUCAGAUGAUAAUGAGGAUCUCAUCUACAGCUUGAAGGGAUGGGAUCUUGCAUUGAACCUCACAAGAAGUAAAAACGAUCAUUGGGCAUUAUAUGCGAAGUCUGUGCUUGAUAGAACCCGCCUUGCACUUGCAAACAAGGCAGAGGCAUACCACCACAUCCUGCAGCCAUCUGCAGAGUACUUGGGGUCACUGCUUGGAGUAGAGCAAUGGGCUGUUGACAUAUUUACCGAAGAAAUCAUCCGUUCUGGAUCAGCUUCCUCUUUAUCCUCACUUCUAAAUAGACUGGAUCCUGUUUUGCGGACAACUGCUAACCUUGGGAGCUGGCAGAUUAUUAGCCCAGUUGAAGCUGUUGGUUAUGUAGUCGUCGUGGAUGAGUUGCUUGCUGUUCAGAACAAAUCAUAUGAGAAGCCAACAAUUCUAGUUGCUAACCGAGUAAAAGGUGAGGAAGAAAUUCCAGAUGGUACUGUUGCAGUGUUGACGCCUGAUAUGCCAGAUGUUCUAUCUCAUGUUUCUGUUCGAGCAAGAAAUGGAAAGGUUUGCUUCGCAACAUGCUUUGAUUCAAGUAUUCUAUCAGACCUUCAAGGUAAAGAAGGGAAGUUGGUGCGUCUAAAGCCUAAAUCUGCUGAUAUUGUAUAUAGCGAGGUGAAGGAGGAUGAGGUACCAGAUGCAAGUUCCAUCCAUGAGAAUGAUGGUGUUCCAUCAACGGUAACUCUUGUCAGAAAGCACUUUAGUGGUAAAUAUGCCAUUGUAUCUGAAGAGUUCACGAGUGAUCUGGUUGGAGCAAAAUCACGUAAUAUUUCUUAUCUGAAAGGAAAAGUACCAUCUUGGGUUGGAAUCCCUACUUCAGUUGCCCUUCCCUUUGGAGUUUUUGAGGAAGUUUUGUCUGAUGAAUCAAAUAAGGCAGUGGCGGAAAAGGUUCAUGAUUUGAAGAUUAAGUUAGGAGCAGGGGAGUUCAGUGCUCUGAAGGAGAUUCGCAAGACAGUUCUACAGCUGGCAGCACCCCCUCAAUUGGUCCUAGAGUUAAAAUCUAAGAUGACAAGUUCGGGAAUGCCCUGGCCAGGUGAUGAAGGUGAAGAGCGAUGGGAGCAAGCAUGGAUGGCCAUAAAGAAGGUGUGGGCUUCAAAGUGGAAUGAGAGAGCUUACUUCAGCACGAGAAAGGUGAAAUUAGAUCACGACUACCUCUGCAUGGCCGUCCUUGUUCAGGAAAUCAUUAAUGCUGACUAUGCAUUUGUUAUCCAUACAACCAAUCCAUCUUCUGGAGACUCGUCUGAGAUUUAUACAGAGGUUGUGAAAGGACUUGGAGAAACUCUAGUAGGAGCGUAUCCAGGACGUGCUUUGAGCUUUAUAUGCAAGAAAAAUGAUUUAGAUACUCCCAAGGUGUUGGGUUACCCAAGCAAGCCCAUCGGUCUGUUCAUCAGACGAUCCAUUAUUUUCCGAUCCGAUUCCAAUGGUGAGGACCUGGAAGGAUAUGCCGGAGCCGGGCUCUACGACAGUGUACCGAUGGAUGAAGAAGAGAAGGUUGUUCUAGAUUACACAACGGAUCCACUCAUUGUGGACGACAACUUUAGAAAGUCGAUUCUCUCUAGCAUUGCUCGUGCAGGAAAUGCAAUUGAGGAACUUUAUGGAUCUCCUCAAGAUAUUGAAGGUGUGAUUAGAGAUGGGAAAGUAUAUGUCGUCCAAACAAGACCCCAAAUGUAAUCUUCUUUCUCUCUUUCUCUAUUUAUAUGAAUUUUCCUAUGAGGAAAAUGUCUGACUGAUUAAAGUCGUAUACUGGAACAAAGGCAAUAAAAAAAGGUAAUAGUUGUUGGUUAAAGUUGACAGUAAUAAAGAGUAAAAGUGAUACCUUAUUACAUUACAAUU